UUUAGUUCUUUGGCCACAGCGGUUUGUUUGGCUCCGUUUCGAUCCGAUCCGAUCCGUCGUAGUCGUCGUCGUUGUCGUUCCCCGUUGUCCGUGUUUCGUCUUACAAUUAGUUUUUCCCACAUCUUCCGAUUGCGGGCGCGCAAUCGCGAGAGAAGAACCCAAAAAUGCAAGUGCAAACAAAUGGCAAUUAAGAAGAAAAAAAAAAGAAUUUUCGAAAUCAAGGCAAAGUGCAUUCGAAAUUAAGGCAAUGCAAAUGCAAAUAUUACGGAUAUUUAAUGAACAUUUUUAAUUUCGUAUUUGUUUUCUGCUCGACCAGCAAUAUAUUUGUGUAUGAUUUACUUGCGCAAUUCCAUUAAGAAAACGCCGACUCUGUGGAUUUAAUAUUAUCGAUUUUUGACGAGGGAAAACUUAUUGACUUUUACUUACAAUUAGUGCACAACUCAGCAUAGCGGCACAUGGAACACGGCUGCUUAUCGCAAUAGUAAUACCCACCAAAUGGGAAAGAAAAAGAAACUCAAAAAUCAACGAAAAAAAGUGGCCCAAAUCAAAUAGAGAGUCCAUUAGCACAUUCUCCUCCAAGGCUCAUUCAAAUAUUUGUGUGUGAUUGUGUGCCGACUGAUAAAAUGACCACCAAGGCAGUAAUUUCCAGGUGCCCAUAAGAGAGGUGCACACAUUUGAGAUCAAGCUCAAACCAAAAACUCAAACACCUCCAUACCUACCCCUACCCCUACCCCUACCCUUCAUCUUGCACGUUUCUUUGGCAACUACUAUCCCAUCAACAUGAGUGGCCUACGUCCUGGCAGCGUGUGUGAUACCACGCCAUUGCAACGCUUCGAAAGUCAGAGUAGUAAUGGCGAGGAGCCAUCUUCUCCAACGGCUGCUAGCCUAGUGGCAGCUGCCGCAUCGUCAACUGCUUCCACAAUGCCCCAUAUUAACAACAACAACAACAAUAAUGUAAAAGUUGAUUUACAACUGCCCACCUUUGUGGGUGGACCGGGAAAUGGAGUUGGAUCUGCAGCGUCUAUUGUCACCAAGACGCGACACCAGAGAGGCACAUCACAAAUCUUUAGACGCAUUUUUCUCGACUUGUGCCUUCUUAGUUGUGUUGGUCUACCCAUGUUGGGUUUCUCCCUAUGGUGGGAGCCCUAUAAGCGAGGUUUCUUCUGCGAUGACACUUCUUUGAAACAUCCCUACAAAGAGUCAACCAUACGCAGCUGGAUGUUAUAUCUUAUGUGUGCCGCAUUGCCAGUGAUUAUGAUCUUGGUGGUGGAGUUCUUUAGGGCACAGGAUAAACGCAUAAGAGAAUCAUAUAUUGGCUCGAAACAUAAGGCCAAUCAUUCUGCUUACCAUCUAUGCCAUUUGGAGCUACCAAAUUGGCUAUUGGAAUGUUAUCGAAAGAUUGGCAUCUUUGUAUUUGGUUUGGGAGUCGAACAGUUGACAACGGAUAUAGCUAAAUAUACCAUCGGACGCCUAAGACCUCACUUCUUUGCUGUCUGUCAGCCAGUGCUUCCCGAUCAUACGACUUGCGAUGAUCUUGUGAAUGUUGGUCAAUAUAUUGAGAAUUACACUUGUAUGGCAACCGAUAUGACUGCUAAGCGUUUCAAGGAUAUGCAAUUAUCAUUUCCCAGUGGACACACCAGUUUUGCCUGCUACUCAAUGAUCUUUUUGGUGAUCUAUCUGCAGAGACGCAUGCAUUGGUCAGGAACUAAAAUGUUACGACAUCUGCUGCAGUUCCUUUUACUCAUGUUCGCCUGGUAUACGGCUCUGACUCGAGUCUCUGACUAUAAGCAUCAUUGGUCCGAUGUGCUGGCUGGUGCCGGCAUUGGCCUAACAUAUGCGAUUGUGGUGACCUCGACUAUGUGGUAGAGAAUUUGGCUUCUAACCAAGGGUUGCAAACCCUUGACCGCACUCUACUCACAGCAUUAUCAUCAUCAUGAACAUCAACAUCAUUGCUCAAUGUUUGAGUCAUUUGCUUUAUAAAUUCAAUGUGCUUGAAAUACUUUAAACAACUAAAUAAUUAAGUAUAUAAUUAUGUCUAUAUGUAUAUGUCGGAAGUAUGAACCAUUUUACUUAAUAAAAUAUUGUUUUAGUGUGUCUCGAAA
Drosophila willistoni is the source of this 2102-nucleotide messenger RNA. Its product is annotated as putative phosphatidate phosphatase. Lineage: Eukaryota; Metazoa; Arthropoda; Insecta; Diptera; Drosophilidae. Bases 781 to 1866 code for a protein of 361 amino acids. The record is from RefSeq and is a predicted model, not a curated record. The transcript is spliced from 5 exons. Gene Ontology annotation, biological process: phospholipid metabolic process; phospholipid dephosphorylation; signal transduction. Gene Ontology annotation, molecular function: phosphatidate phosphatase activity.